This is a messenger RNA of Guillardia theta CCMP2712, 1062 nucleotides long. RefSeq lists its product as hypothetical. Gene Ontology annotation, molecular function: ATP hydrolysis activity. The coding region runs from base 1 to 1062 and encodes 353 amino acids. The transcript is spliced from 5 exons. The record is from RefSeq and is a predicted model, not a curated record. NCBI's taxonomy places the organism in Eukaryota, Cryptophyceae, Pyrenomonadales, Geminigeraceae.
AUGCAACUUCCGGCACCUGUCAGGGCGAGACUUCAGGAGCAGUUCAGCGACAAACUGCGGGAUCUGAACGAGAUCUACCUGCAGCUGGGAAGAUGGCCCGAAGCAGUGUUUGCGAAUCCGCAUACUGGACAGCUGUACAGAGAGCCACUUGCUCAAGUGAAUUGCGAGCAGAGCGACAUCGCGCUGUUUGCAGAGAUGUUCUCCAAGACGCACACGGGUUCACUCCUUGCCACUAGAAGGAUUGGAAUCGAUGGGACCCUUCACAGGCUUUCUGUCAUCUUGUCUCACCGCACGAGCUCUGAGGGAGUUCCAUCAGUGAUCGGAGUCACUGCCCGCGUUGGCAAGACUGUAGAAGGAACGCUGGAUUCCCUUGCCCCCGACUUGCUGCAGAGCACAGGAAGCGUGCUGCUGAUUGGAAGGCCGAACUCUGGAAAGACUACAUGUCUGAGGGAGUUUGCAAGAAGGCUGUCAGAAGAUAAGAAUCAGAUCGUUGUGGUCGUUGACAAGACCUGUGAGAUCGGCGGUGAUGGUAUUGUUCCACAUCCGGCCAUUGGAAAUGCUCGAUGGCUCCCAGUCGAAACACUCAAGAAAGAUGGACAAAUGUUCAAUCUGCAGCAUGAGAGAAUGCGCGAAGCUGUAGAAAAUCAGAGCCCACAUGUUGUCAUCGUUGACGAGAUAUCCUCUGCGACCGAGGUGGAAGCAAUUCGUACGAUGAGUCAGAGAGGUAUCCGGAUCAUCGCUGCAGUACAUGGAGGAACCUUGCCGAUGCUUCUGCAUGAUCCAGAUCGAGCUGCGCUUACCGGCGGCUGCCAUACAGUUUUGCUCAGCGGAGAAGAAGCAAACAAGAGGAAAGACAAACAGAAAUCCGUCCUGAUGAGAAUGCAUGAGCCGAUGUUUCAGAUGGCAGUCGAGAUGCAUGAGAGGAAUCGCUGGAUCCUUCACAGGAAUGUUCGGCAUGCUGUCGACUGUUACUUCAAACGACAGGUUGUUGGACAGAGUCUUGUUUUUGAUUGCAUCACGAUAUUCUACUGUGUCGUUGUUGGAUUGCUCCAUUCGUGCUGA